This is a messenger RNA of Aspergillus homomorphus CBS 101889, 630 nucleotides long. Its product is annotated as RmlC-like cupin. Bases 1 to 630 code for a protein of 209 amino acids. Lineage: Eukaryota; Fungi; Ascomycota; Eurotiomycetes; Eurotiales; Aspergillaceae. The transcript has 2 exons. The record is from RefSeq and is a predicted model, not a curated record.
AUGGUGGGACAAUCGACACUGUCUGCUCAGCGUGGUUCACUCGGACGCACGGUGGCCCUGAUCGCUGUUCUCUACCAAUGUCACACUCUUUUUACAGAGGGAGACUCCCCCAAAGAGCGAUUCAUCUUCUCAGCUCACACCAUUUUAGUCCCUCUCAGUAACUCUGCAGAGACAGGUUGGAGCUGCCUACCAAAGUUUCUAACACCCGCCAUGUCACCCUCAAAAGCCAAGCCAGUUGUUUUGUCUUCGGGUGCGAUUUCAUCUCUGCCUCCUGAAUCAUUCCCCGACCCUUCGCAUGGCGAACUCACCUGGCGCACUCUGUUUACUCAACCCAACACUCCCACCACUGAUCUUUCGGCCGGAAUCGCAGUCUGCCCUCCACACACGGGACAUCUCUGUGCCCAUCGCCAUACUCAAGCCGAGUUAUAUUAUGUUCUGGAAGGUCGAGCGACGGUGACAAUCGACGGGCAGCCGCACCAAGUCGAUAAGGGCACCGCCGUGUUCAUCCCGGGAGAUGCGGAGCACUCGGUCAUGAAUAACAGCAACCAGGAAUUUAAGUGGCUCUAUGUCUUCCCAGGUGGAAGUUUUGGGGACGUGGUUUACCGCUUCUCCGAAAAGGCCAAGCUGUGA